AUGGAUAAAUAUAAUAAGGAAAGAUUAGAAGCGAUGAAUAGAGAUAAUAAGGAGAGAGAUAGGGAAAAUAAGGAAAGAUUGGAAGCGAUGGAUAGGGAGACUAAGGAAAGAUUGGAAGCAAAUAAGGAAAGAUUGGAAGUGAUGGAUAGAGAUAAUAAGGAGAGAUAUAGGGAAAAUAAGGAAAGAUUGGAAGCGAUGGAUAGGGAGACUAAGGAAAGAUUGGAAGCAAAUAAGGAAAGAUUGGAGGCAAUGGAUAAGGGAAAUAAAGAGGCAAUGAGGAAGCUACACACAGUUAUCGAUAGGCGUCUAUCCGCAGUUAAUAAUCGGUUAGAUGAGGGGGAGAAGAAUCUGGGUGCGUUGAAGCAAGUAUGUGAUGCCAUGAAAGAAAAAGCCAAUAAUUUGGAGGUACGAAUAAGUGCAAUAGAGAGCGAUAUUACAGAACAUAGGAAUGUGUUGCCGGAUGAGCAAAUCAAAGAGAUAGUGGAGGACUUACUUGCAGAUAAACAAGGGCAUUAG
Molecule: messenger RNA, 516 nt
Organism: Schistocerca cancellata (South American locust)
Lineage: Eukaryota; Metazoa; Arthropoda; Insecta; Orthoptera; Acrididae
Exons: 1
Coding region: 1-516 (171 amino acids)
Source: RefSeq, a predicted model, not a curated record